Molecule: messenger RNA, 552 nt
Organism: Vigna angularis (adzuki bean)
Lineage: Eukaryota; Viridiplantae; Streptophyta; Magnoliopsida; Fabales; Fabaceae
Exons: 2
Coding region: 1-552 (183 amino acids)
Source: RefSeq, a predicted model, not a curated record
AUGGCUCCGUUUGAAGCCCUGUAUGGAAGACGUUGUAGAACACCCUUGUGUUGGUUUCAGGAAGGAGAGUAUGUGUUAAUGGGGCCAGAGAUAGUUCAACAGACUACAGAGAAAGUAAAGCUUAUACAGGCGAGGAUGCGGGCAUCUCAAAAUAGGCAGAAGUCCUAUGCUGAUCAGAGGCGCAGGCCAUUAGAGUUUGUAGUUGGGGACCAUGUGUUUCUCCGAGUGACUCCGACUAUCGGUGUAGGGAGAGCAAUUCGGGCUAAGAAGUUGUCUCCUAAGUAUCUUGGCCCAUAUCAGAUCCUACGACGUAUAGGGCCGCUGAGAAAAUACGUGUCUGAUUCUUCUCAUGUGCUUGAAGUUGAAAAUGUGCAAGUCAGAGAGGAUUUGUCAGUGGAAGUGCAACCCGUAAGGAUUGAAGAGAGCCAAAACAAACAACUUAGAGGGAGAACUGUCAGACUCAUCAAGGUCAUCUGGAAUGGUAGAAUAGGCGACUCUACCUGGGAAUUAGAGGAUGAGAUGAGAGAAACAUACCCCUACUUGUUUCGAUAA